AGACUCAUUUAAGGUUUAACUCAGAAAUCGCAAGCAUGGUUUGUCAGAUCAGAUUUUCAUUGCUGUUUGUCAUCUGUGUGGCUUCAACAGCCUUCGUUCUGGUUGAAACAUCUGUAACAGAUUCUAAGUGGAAUGAAUUGGUCAAAGUUUCCUUGCAGCGUUCAGAGCCUGAAAAUGAAUAUUUCUCUUUGGAGGGAUCCUCGUGCUCACCAUAUUGUCCAUCAGGAUGGGUGAGCUAUGGCAGACGAUGCUACAUAUAUGUUGACCAGCACAUGGAUUGGAUCUCUGCUGAGAAUCACUGUCUGGAUCUUGGAGCCAACUUGGUCUCAAUACACAGUGAAGAUGAGUAUAAGGUGGUCAAGGCCCUUAUUCGUUUUCAUGACCCCAAACAGAAUCCCACGUGGAUCGGCCUUACUAACUGUGUGAAGCUAAAAAACUGGUUUUGGUCUGACGGCACCAAAUUAUCUUUCACCAAAUGGAACCCGGACGAACCCAACAAUUUUGAAAAUAUAGAGUGUUGUGUGCAUAUGAACUUUUCUGUCUUUAUGAACUGGAAUGACAUCCCAUGCGUUAAUACAUAUCCCUUUGUGUGUGUCAAGAGGCUUAAGUAAGAUUCUUACAGCCUCACCUUACUGAAUGUAAUGAAUAAUGAAGGUUUUCUUCCUGCUCUUAACUGACAUAAAAGACUUUGAGUG
Messenger RNA from Tachysurus fulvidraco (yellow catfish), 695 nucleotides. Its product is annotated as lactose-binding lectin l-2-like. The coding region runs from base 36 to 611 and encodes 191 amino acids. The record is from RefSeq and is a predicted model, not a curated record. The transcript has 7 exons. NCBI's taxonomy places the organism in Eukaryota, Metazoa, Chordata, Actinopteri, Siluriformes, Bagridae. Gene Ontology annotation, molecular function: signaling receptor activity.